This is a messenger RNA of Ostreobium quekettii, 975 nucleotides long. NCBI's taxonomy places the organism in Eukaryota, Viridiplantae, Chlorophyta, Ulvophyceae, Bryopsidales, Ostreobiaceae. The record is from the annotation of a GenBank genome assembly.
AUGCUGGGUCGACAUCACAGAACAACGAUUACAUAUGUUCUAGCCCAGCCAAAGAUGCUGCAACUUGUGCAAUUGCGUGGGUGCUGUCCUGACAUAAAGCUGCCUCUCGGUCUCGCUCUGUUUCUGGCGAAGAUGUUCCUUUCCCAACGCCCUUUCAGUCCACGACGCCCCAAACUUCGGCAGAGUUCUCCCAACGCAAAGAGUGCGUCCCCCGCCCCCAAAGGCCGGCUUGAUUAUGUAACAUCCAUCCGACGAUCGGGCACCCGGGACCAUGUCUGCACUGGAGUGCUUAUCAGCCCCUGGCAUGUGCUCACUGCCGCCCACUGCGUGGAUCCAGACUCACAUUACAGUGCUGGGUCACGGCCGGUGGUGCACAUUGGCGCCACAAGCGUGGAGCAGAUGGACUCAAACGAGAUUGAGGUGAGGCUGGUACAGAAGAGCGACAUUCAUACAGAAUGGAUCAAAGGGGGCAAAGUGCAACGCUCACCACACAACAUCGCCGUGCUGCGACUGGCCCAGCCGUCUUCCCGCCCCAUGCCAAAUCUCUUGUCGGAUCACUUCAAAGUGACCACCGGCACGAAGCUGGCUGCCUGCGGGUGGGGACCUGAGAGCGGUGGGCCUGCCCUCGGAGAAGCAAUCUUUGGCGCUUUGACAGUGGAGCGGCAGGAGUUUAUAGAUGCGACCACGUGCAACUGGACCACACUGUGGGACGGUGCAAUGCCAUCUGGCAUGUUCUGCGCCUUGAACGAGGGACACAAGGCUUCAUGCGUCAUCGACUCGGGGUCGCCCCUCAUGGUUUUGGAUGCGCCGAGCUAUGAUGUUGGAUCUGGUAAGGCCGACUUCGAUUUCCUGGUUGGCCUGAACGUGGAUGGGGCUCCCUGUGGGGCGGACGGCAAGCCAGAUAUCUGCGUGGACAUCAGGCAGCACCACGCUUUCAUAGAAGCUAUCAUCAACGAAGGUCACGACGAGCUAUGA